AUGUACACAGCUGCAUUGAAAAUCCCAGGUACCGACAUAUCAACUCGGCUUGUCGCGCAACCUUCCACAAAUCACACCCAAACACCCCACAGCUGCACUUCCUGGGCUGUGCUUAUGCGAGAAUAUUACAUUCAAGAUGCGACAACCUUCCUUUGGCUAGAGCCAAGCCAUGGCGGAGACUUCCACUGGAACAACCCACAGACAGAUCUGCAUGCCCAGAAGAUCUCUAUUCCGAUCAGUACAGAACUCUCCAUGGAGGAACUGAGAGAACACAUGUUUGAGAGCUCCAGAGAUGCAUCGUGGGAGCAUUGGAGCAAUGGAAAUACCAAGGCUGUGACAGAAGGACAUUCUACCGCUGUCCUUGUACUGAAUGAUGAGCAAGUGGAUGAUGGAACCUCCCCGGAUGCCAUAUUUCGAACAUUUGAAUGGUUGCAAAAGUACGGGAAGAGAAUCAAGGUUGAAGCUUUGCGCAAUUUGCACAGCGUGUGCGAUAUUAAAGAUAUUGUGAUGGACAGAAAUUGGGAGCAUCAAAGAAAACGAGAAUCAAAGAAAAGCGAGAUUCAAGACUUGGUUGAAGAAUUCGUGAAAUUGAAAGCCAAGCUGUCCAUGCGCAAAAGGACGGGCUUCUGCACUUCAAUAACUGGAUUCUUGGGCAGCCAAAUUUUGCGAACCUUGCUUCAGAGUCCUACAGUCGGACAGGUGGUUGGUCUUGUCCGUGCAGAGAAUCGGGAUUUAGCGAUGGAAAAAGUCCAGAGACAAGCUGAGAUUGCUCAGUGGUGGGAGCCCCCGUUCCAAAAUCGGAUUCUUAUUCUACUCGGUGACCUUAGCAAGCCACAACUUGGUCUCGACGAAGUGACUGGAAUCGAGUUUUCGGCAAAGUUAAGGAGUCUCCAAUAA
This is a messenger RNA of Penicillium odoratum, 897 nucleotides long. RefSeq lists its product as uncharacterized. NCBI's taxonomy places the organism in Eukaryota, Fungi, Ascomycota, Eurotiomycetes, Eurotiales, Aspergillaceae. The coding region runs from base 1 to 897 and encodes 298 amino acids. The record is from RefSeq and is a predicted model, not a curated record. The transcript has 2 exons.